Messenger RNA from Exaiptasia diaphana, 883 nucleotides. RefSeq lists its product as uncharacterized. The transcript is spliced from 2 exons. The record is from RefSeq and is a predicted model, not a curated record. The coding region runs from base 30 to 422 and encodes 130 amino acids. Lineage: Eukaryota; Metazoa; Cnidaria; Anthozoa; Actiniaria; Aiptasiidae.
UUGGAGUUUGGUACAAUGUGCUGUAYUUGAUGAUGAUCCUUUCCAUGCUGACCAAUAGUCUUAUAGUAGGCUUCUCAUCAGAGCAGCUUGCUUCGUGGUGCCCUUGGAUGUACGAGACCAUCGAUGGCGACCAGUUUAUUAAACCAGGAUAUGGAAGAUACGUUGUAGCCAUCGUCUUCAGCUGUGAACAUUUCUUGAUCUUGUGUGCCGUUCUUGCCAAAGUUCUAGUGUCAGACCGACCAAAAUGGGUACGUGUUGCGAUUGAAAGAAAAAACUAUCAGUUGGAAGAGGAACGAAGGACACUUGAGAAGUUGCAAAAACUACAGCUGGGCAAAGAAAUCUUGACGUUUGAUAUUAARGAAGAAAAAGACUCUGGCGAAGGAGUCAUUAAACGGGAUUUCGAGGAAGAUAUGGAAUUUUGAUGGCUUUAAYAAUUGAUAUUUCUACAAUUUUCCGACAGGUUUCUCAGAGUUUUGAUAUUUAUAUAUAAUAGCUACUGGGAAAGAUGAGUAAACAUUUGUAUAACAGAAACACAGUCAGCGCCCGUCGUACAGAGGUAUUCUUAAUUUAAGUAGGUGUGAUCGGUYGGUAUUCGGUAUCACAGAGAUGUUCAAAGGGAAUAUAAUUUAACAAUUUAUGCUGAUUCGUURAACUUAAAUAGGCCUUUUUCGGGACGGGAAGGUGCCGCACCAUGAAAAAAAUUGAGGGGUAAUUGGGCGGGGAACCUUGGCCUCGUUGAUUUAGAGAAAACUGGACGGGGAACACAGACGACUUGAGGCGACUUCCUGGUCCGAAGUAGGYUUCAGAAAUCAGUAAGUUAUUUAUUACUUCUAUUCUUGAUGUUUUGUCAAACUUUACCUUCGCAAUAAAUCAUUUUUAUUGA